This is a messenger RNA of Vespa velutina, 1883 nucleotides long. RefSeq names its product syntaxin-12 (gene Syx7). Gene Ontology annotation, cellular component: membrane; synaptic vesicle; SNARE complex. The transcript is spliced from 6 exons. Gene Ontology annotation, molecular function: SNARE binding; SNAP receptor activity. Gene Ontology annotation, biological process: intracellular protein transport; vesicle-mediated transport; vesicle fusion. Lineage: Eukaryota; Metazoa; Arthropoda; Insecta; Hymenoptera; Vespidae. The record is from RefSeq and is a predicted model, not a curated record. Bases 367 to 1173 code for a protein of 268 amino acids.
AGUUUUAGAGCUUCCUAUUAGUGAACUUGGAAAAAUGACAUAAAGGUCCGUGAAAACAGCAUAUUUGAUUCGAUUAACAUCCUUCAUACUUAUGAGAUGGAUACUUGUGAGUCACUGCAUAUGGCAUACAGUGUCGACCUACUAAUUUGUUGACAGGAGAAGUAUGAUUAACGGGCGGUGGUACCUUUUGUCAUUUUUCUAGCCCGACUAUCAGCUUAUUGUUGAUUCGUACUAUUUUUAAUCAAAUUUACAAAUCUUGAUUUUGUUUACACAGAACAAUCUUCGUUCGUUUUUAAUUGUUUUAAAAUAAAACGGAAUAGAAUAAAACAUACAAGAUAACAGUAAUUUUUAUUUCACCAAGUCAAAAUGGAUAUUGGAUUUUCCUCUUAUCAUAACGGUGGACCUGCAAGAGAACAAGACUUUAGCAGGUUGUCUCAGACUAUAGGCACUUCUAUAUUGAAGAUAUCACAAAAUGUAUCUUCAAUGCAAAAAAUGGUUAAUCAAUUGGGUAGUUCUACAGAUUCCCAAGAACUUAGAAACAAAUUGCAUCAGAUACAACAUUAUACACAACAACUUGCGAAAGAUACUAGUGGUCAUCUACGUGAUUUAGCUAAUAACUCUGGCUCUACCAGCCCUGGAGAACAAAGGCAACGUAAAAUGCAACGUGAACGACUUCAGGAUGAAUUUACCACAGCAUUAAAUUCUUUCCAGGCUGUGCAAAGACUUGCUGCCACAAAAGAAAAAGAAAUGGUCAGAAAAGCUAAAGCUAAUGCAGGUAUUGCUCCAUUUGGAGAAAAAAAACAAGAAACUUUAAUCGAAUUGCAAGACAGCAGAACACAAAAACAAAUACAGCAGCAACAAUUGAAAGAAGAACAAAAUUUACGAAUGUUAGAAGAACAAGAAGCAAGUAUAAGACAAUUAGAGAGUAAUAUCAGCGAUAUUAACCAAAUUUUUAAAGAUCUUGGUGCUCUAGUAUAUGAUCAAGGAGAAGUUAUUGAUUCUAUAGAAGCUUCAGUGGAAAGAACAGAAGUAUCAGUCAAUGAAGCAUCUUCGCAUGUAAGGCAAGCUAGUGUUUAUCAAACUAAGUUGCGUAAGAAAAAAUGUAUUCUUGUUUUAAUUGGAGUAAUUGUAUUGUCUAUUUUGAUUGGAAUUAUAGUUUGGCGAAGUUCUUAAAUUUGUUAAUUAAUGAAUUUUAAUUUAAUAUUAGUAAUGCGACGAUGAGUAGGCGUCCUGUAAUUAUAAAUUACGACAUUGAAAAUGUUGUUAGAAUAUCUUACAGAAGUUACACUUUAAUAUCUCUAAACAAAGUGAAGUGCUCUUCUGAAGAAAAAAUAUAUAAGUAAAUUAUAUUUUACUUUUAUUUGUAAUAAUAAUUGGCAUCAUAUAUAAUUUAUGUAUAAGAUUAAUGACGUGUCUAUGACUGUCCAAUACAUUUGUAUCUUUCAUUACUUAAUAUAUUGUAUUAUUAUAGAUACACUAUACAUACAUAUGUGUGUAUAUAAAAUAAUAUAUAUUAAGUAUAUAUUCAUAAUAAUCAUUUGUAUAAUUUUAAUGAUAUAUACUUAAAAAUAUAUGAGCUUGUUACAAAAUAAUCACACAAAGCAUUAUUAGAUAUGUUUAUAUAUAAUGAUCAAAUGAAUUUGUAUAGAUUGCUUAUUAUUAUAUUGCACUAUGUGCAUGAACUCAGAAUCUAUUCAUUCCUGACAAGGCACGAAAGUAAGUUCUUCACAGAAUAUCAUAUGAUAUACGAUGUUAGUAUUAUAAGUUAAUGUAUUAUAUUAUUAUAAGAAUGUUGAUCUAUUUUAAUCAAAAUGUAAUAAACAUUAUAAUGAUCUUAAUAAUUUCUAUAAUAUAAAAAAUAUAUGCACAUCCUUUUAUAAAUU